Colletotrichum higginsianum IMI 349063 is the source of this 1044-nucleotide messenger RNA. RefSeq names its product short chain dehydrogenase. The transcript has a single exon. Bases 1 to 1044 code for a protein of 347 amino acids. Lineage: Eukaryota; Fungi; Ascomycota; Sordariomycetes; Glomerellales; Glomerellaceae. The record is from RefSeq and is a predicted model, not a curated record.
AUGACCGUCGCACAGGGCCAUCACAACCUCGUCUCCGUGACGAGACUCUCGCCGCCGGUCGACACGACGCAGCCCUACGACCCCUCUACCCUCUCGGGCAAGACGGUCCUCAUCACCGGCGGCGCUCUCGGCCUGGGCGCCGCCUUUGCCCGCGAGUGGGCCUCCCACGGGGCCAACAUCAUCCUCGGGGACGUCAACCCGUCCGCCGGCGAAGCCCUCGUCGCCACGCUGCGCGCCGAAAACCCAAAGGGCUCCCACCACUUCGUCGCUUGCGACGUGACCUCCUGGGACUCGCAGGUCGCCUUCUUCAAGGAGGGCGCCCGCCUCUCACCCGACGGCGCCGUCGACGUCGUCGUGGCCAACGCAGGCAUCAAUGACCCGGCCGCCAACCACCGGUUUGAGAGCCCGGUCCCCUCAGCGACGGACCCGGACGCGCCCACCGAGCCCUCCAACAGGAUCAUCGACGUCAACGUCACGGGCCUGUCGUACACGGCCCACCUCGCCCUCUUCUGGCUGCCGCGCAACGGUCCCUCCCGCGACAGGUGCCUCGUCUUCGUCGGCUCCGUCGCCGGCGUCCACCAUUUCCCAGGCCAGUCGCCCUACACUUUGUCCAAGCACGCCGUGACAGGCCUGUUUCGGUCCAUGCGCGCGACGGCCCACCUGCGCCACGGGAUCCGGCUCAACAUGGUCUGCCCCUACUUCGUCAGCGGGAGCAGCAUGUUCCCGGCGGCCGCGGAGGCGGCGCUGCUGGGCGGCGGCGCCGGUGGAGCGCGGUUCGGCGACGUCGUCGACGCGACGACGAGGCUCGUGGCGGACGAGGCCAUCGUCGGCCGGGCGCUGCUCGUGGGCCCUCCCGUCGCGAGCGAUGACGGCGGGGACAAGACGGCGGCAUGGGACGUGUACGCGGAGGACUACAGGGACUGCGAGAUGUUUGUGUGGCGCUGGGUGCGGAUGUUGAACACGGUCGAGUACCUCAGGGGGUGGACCGGGUGGGUUGGAGAUGCGUUUUCGAUUCUGACGAGAACUGUGAGGGGCGAGAGGUGA